Drosophila yakuba is the source of this 1353-nucleotide messenger RNA. Its product is annotated as transcription factor Ouib. The transcript is spliced from 4 exons. Gene Ontology annotation, cellular component: nucleus. Gene Ontology annotation, molecular function: DNA-binding transcription factor activity, RNA polymerase II-specific; zinc ion binding; RNA polymerase II cis-regulatory region sequence-specific DNA binding. Gene Ontology annotation, biological process: regulation of DNA-templated transcription. The record is from RefSeq and is a predicted model, not a curated record. NCBI's taxonomy places the organism in Eukaryota, Metazoa, Arthropoda, Insecta, Diptera, Drosophilidae. The coding region runs from base 94 to 1290 and encodes 398 amino acids.
UACACUGCUUCGUGGCAAAUGGCAAAUCAGUUUUGGUUGGCUGUCUUGUUUACAAUUAGAAAUUAACCAAUUAGUUUCGAGUAACCUGGUAAAAUGCUGCAAAAUGUGUGCCGCGUGUGCGCCAGCAGCACGGACAACUCGAAGUCACUGAGACUGUUUAACAAUGGUGCCCGGAAAGUGCUGCAACAAAUCAAUUUGCUCACUGGUAUUCUGCUGCAAUGUGAACCCGAUUUGCCCGACUGGAUGUGUGCAACCUGCCAGGCGGAUCUGAAUAGCGCCAUAUCCUUCCGCGAUCGCUGCCUGAGCAGCCAGAAGAUUUUCGAGGAGUCGCUGGUCAGGAGCGAAGAAGCCACAUCCCGCUCCUCAGUUCGUCGCAGUGUCCGCUCCCAAAGGCAGCGGCAUGAAGACGCCGCUCCAAAGACGCCAGCCAGUCCGCUGGAGGUAAUGAUUAAGCUGGAGAGUCUGAGCAAUGGCGACGAGGAGGACGACGGCAUCGAUCACCUGGACUCAUGCAACGAAGCAGACAUGGAGCUGGCCAUCAAAGCGAUGUCAAGCUCUUCCGAGGAUGAUGGACCCACCUCACCGGUCAGGUUGAAAAGAACCCGGCGUCGGGGCCUUAAGAAAGGCGGUAAUAGUGAAAAUCGCCCCAAGGUUACGCUUCCCGUGUUCUUUUGCGAUCAGUGCGGCAACAACAUUACGGGAAAGUCCUCCUUCGACCGUCACCUGCGCAAACACAGCGGCAUUAGACCCUUUCAGUGCGAACUUUGUCCCGCCCGCUUCCUCUCCUCUGGCGAGCUGAAAGGACACCAAGUGAUGCAUACUGGAGAUCGCAAGUUCCAGUGUCGAUACUGUGACCGCACCUACGUCAACUACAGUGGUCGCCUGCGUCACGAGCGGACCCACACAAAUGAUCGACCCUUCAUUUGUGCGCAGUGUGGCAAGAGCUUUACCAAUUCGUACAUACUCAAGAACCAUAUGCUCAUCCAUACGGGCGAGCGCCUGUUCAGAUGUGAGCUGUGCCAUCGAUCCUUUGCGCGACCCACCCACUUGAAGACUCAUUUCCGCUCCAAUACUCACAAGCACAACGUGGAGAAAUCGAAGGCAGACGCGGGUGUAGUUCAGCUGUCACCAUCCCAGUCAGCGGAUCAGGUUAAAUUCGUGACGGAAAAGGCAGAACCGGUGGCGGAUGCCUUUACGAUAGAAGUGCCUUUGCCCGCGGAACAGGUGCAAGACGAGUCUUUGGGCCUGGCAGCUCUGGAAACAUCCACUCUGAUGUACAGUACAAACUAGACCUUAAUGAGUUCACCUCAACCUUUUAACGCCAAAUAUAGUUCACAUUUUGUUUAUUCCCUA